Molecule: messenger RNA, 564 nt
Organism: Aspergillus steynii IBT 23096
Lineage: Eukaryota; Fungi; Ascomycota; Eurotiomycetes; Eurotiales; Aspergillaceae
Product: terpenoid synthase
Exons: 1
Molecular function (GO): carbon-oxygen lyase activity, acting on phosphates
Source: RefSeq, a predicted model, not a curated record
GACCCCUGCUUAGAAUACCUAGUCCAUCUACUCACCAUCGAAGUGCCAAAGCUCUGGGGCCCGUUCGCAUCUUCCUGCAUCAUCAAAAGCACACUGGAUAUGCUGACCGGGUGUAUGCUCGAGAACCGUUUCCAAUCUGGAUAUGAGCGUCUUGCCCAGAAAUUCCCGAGAUUUGUCCGUCGAAAGUCCGGAAACUCAGAGGCCUACAUUUUCUUUAAUUUCCCGGAGGCCAUGUUCCCGGAGGCGAUUAAUCUCGGUCUAUACGUGCACUCGAUCCCCGGACCUGUCGAUGUAACCGACUUCGUCAAUGACAUUUUUUCGUAUUACAAGGAGAGGGUUCUUGGGAACGAGAAUAAUACCUACAUCGUCAGUGAGGCAAGGAGGCAGAAAUGUCCGUCAAUUGAGGUGCUCGAACAAACCUGCCAGAGAACUUGUGCGAUGCACAAGCAUCUAAAGCAGAAGCUUGCGAUCGCCGAUGAGCGUGUCUUACGGAAAUAUUGCUCGUAUGUGGAUGGGAUGGUUACUUAUCACAUCACGAACCCUCGUUAUCGACUAGAGGAAAUC